This is a messenger RNA of Polistes dominula (European paper wasp), 3952 nucleotides long. Its product is annotated as lachesin. Gene Ontology annotation, cellular component: neuron projection. Lineage: Eukaryota; Metazoa; Arthropoda; Insecta; Hymenoptera; Vespidae. The record is from RefSeq and is a predicted model, not a curated record.
GAAUGAGAAAGAGAAUGGAAAGGGAAAGAAGACAAAGUAGGAAAGGACAGUAAGACUGGAAAAGAUUUAUCACUGUCUAAAACAAGUUUUCUUCGAGUGGAAUCAACGACGCGCGCGUCAAAUGCUUUUUAGUAUUAUUAACAAAAGUUAUUAAUUAUUAUUAUUCUAGCAAAUUGAGAGUAAAAAAAAAAAUACGAGUUAGAUCGAUAUUAAAACGUAGUAUAUUGGUGUGCAAAGAAAAAGUAGGUAUUAUAAUUCAAUACUUGUAAAAAGACGUUUAUUGUUGAAGAAGUAAAGGUAACACAAGACUUUCUUUUAAGAGUCGGAAUUUUCAAGUAAAAUCUGAAACAUUUCAGCAAGCCCUUUUUCUUUCCCUACCCCCUUUAAGUUCCCCAGGACUAACCAAACUCUUUCUCCUCGCAGCAUCAGCGCGUUAAGUUUGUAAGAGUAAAACGUUUCGUCGAUACUUAGAACGAGUCUGGGUAUUACUUUAAAACUGUUAGAAUUUAUUGAAUAGGAUCGUGAAGUAAGUUUAAUGUUACGGAAAAGGAUGGUGGUGAGAGUAGGGUAUUGUAGUGGGGGUAGGAAAUCCUUAGUGGUGGAUAACGUCUCGAUAUUUGUAGCAAUUAAUCUUGGAGAAUCGUUGGAUCGAAAGCGUAUUAUGAACGUUUCGAGGACGAUAUCCUUUGAAGGUUUGCAAGAAAGUCAGCUCGAUUUGAGGACGAUUAAAUUAUCCCAGUAAAGGAAUCUAUCUUUUCGAAGCUUUAACGUUCAGUGAACACACAAGAUGUUAUUAUGAAUCGAAACAAAAAGAUGAACUUUUAUUUUUCAAUUUAAGCUUAAAUAUUAAUCAUUAUUAUUUCGUAUAAUUCGGGCAAUUAGAAAAAUGUGACGGUGUCUUCAUUAAUUUUUGCCUUAUUUUUCCUCUCUCUCUCUCUCUCUCUCUCUCUCUCGUUAUUAUCGACUUUAACGCGACGGACUUUUUACACGGAAAAACAAUUUGUAGAAAAUGGAGAGAACAUUAGCGCCAAUCCCGUCUCUAUAUUCGUGGUAUUUUUUAAUAAUGUAAUUUUUAAAAAGCCUUCACCAUUUGGCUCGUAAGUUUAAAUCUGAUAAUCGAAGCUCACCCAUCGUGUAUUGGAAUUUUUGUUAUUUCCGCUAUGCUAUUAUAACGAAAGAAUCGGAUAAUAUUUUCCUUUAGGUGAGAUCAAGUUAUAUUACCAUUUGUUGAAGAAACACGUGUACUAUUUUCUAAGCAAUACGAAAAAAAACAAAACAUUUUCGAGUUAUCCUCUCCUCUCUCUCUCUCUCUCUCUCUCUCUCUCUCUCUGUGUGUGUGUGAUUUUAUUUGCUCGCAGAAUGAGGGUGGCACAACUAUUACUGUGGUGCGUACUACUCGAAGAUUAUGGUGGAAAUCUCGGAAGGGCGGCAAUUACCAGUGACUCCAUACGACAAGACGCCUCCUCCUCCUCGUUCGCAACGAAUCCUACGUUACAAGAUAGGCCAAGUUUUUCAGAAGAGAUCGGUAACGUGACCGCGGCAAUCGGCAAAGAAGCAAUCUUAUCUUGCACUAUCCGGAAACUGGGUAAUUACAAGGUAGGAUGGCUACGAGUCGAGGAUCAGACAAUAUUGUCGAUGGGUCAGCGAACGGUGACCCAUUCAGCACGUUUCCAAGUAAACGUCGAAAAGGCCAAGGCAAAGAAUCAAACUCGUUCGAGAGAGGACGAGGAAGCCACUUGGAGCCUGCAUAUUCGCCAACUCAGGAAAGCCGAUCGAGGUUGCUACAUGUGCCAAAUCAACGCGCAGCCCAUGUUGAGCCAGCUGGGAUGCGUCGACGUCCUAGUUCCCCCCGACAUACUGAGUUCUGGUACAUCAGAGGGAGAAGUCUCAGUUUUAGAAGGGGAAAAUGCGACCCUUUCUUGCAAGGCAUCGGGUAGACCUCCCCCACGAGUUCAUUGGAAAAGAGAGAAAAGUGAUUUCAUUCUGAUGAGAGGUCUUCAUGAGACCUUAGUUCAAGUGGACAGCCAGUCCGGCGAGAAGCUGGAAUUAACGAGGGUAGACAGGAGGCAAAUGGGAGCUUAUCUUUGCAUAGCCAGAAACGAAGUACCACCGACAGUCAGCAAAAGAGUCUACCUCAGAGUAAAUUUUCCCCCAAGCGCAAAAGUAGGAAAUCAAUUAUUGGGUUCGCCGUUGGAUACGGAUGUCUCGUUAAUCUGUUCGAUCGAAGCUUAUCCAAAGACGAUCAACCUGUGGACUCGAAAGGCGCAAGUGAUCAUGAGCGGCGACAGAUACGAGAUCGAUGAACGGAGCCACCCAGAGGAAGAAUGGAAGACGACUAUAGAGCUUAAGAUAAAGAGUCUUCAGAAGACAGAUUUAGGAGAAUACAAGUGUUCGGCAUCCUCGAGUAUGGGAAAAGCCGAAGCUACUAUCAGGGUAUACGAAAUAGAACGUGCGACUUUACCAACGCGAGCAACCUCACCAAGUUGGAAAAAACAAAACAAAGGUAAUAAAUCAAAAAGCAUUCUUGGGGUAUCUACGGUCAAUCGAGUUUUCCACCAGCUGAGCACCCCAGCGAUGCAGAAGAGCACAUCUCGAUUGAUCAUCGGUAACAAAUACUCAACAACAUCUACUACCGUAAAUCCACGAGGAUCGUUGAUCGUAAAAGGGAAGAAUGCUUACAGUGGAGAAGAAACUAAAUCUAAAGAAGAAGAGUCUAAGGUAGAAAACGUUGCCAACAUUGGCAGGUUUAUAUUCAACAAACAAAUAUAUACGAUCUGCCUAACAUUUUUAUCCACCAUACGAUAAAGGAUCAAUUAUUAUUUAUUGAUUAAUAAUCCCAUUCCAUCGGAAAAAGCAUAGGAAAAGAAUAGAUUACUGACCGAUUCUGAACUCCAUAACUCUCCCCUAUUUCUCCCCUAUUUCUCCCCUAUUCUCUUAUCUUUUGCUAGGCUGUGUCUGGACCCUAGGGUAUUAAUACAAAAAAAUGAUGAUAAUAGGUAUGUGUAAUAAUGAAAAAAGAAAAGCCGUUUAAAUGCCGUUAGGGCAUUCUUUGGGAAUUUGAAACUUUGCGAAUGAGAGAUAUUGAACGAUACUUGCAAAUGUAUUUUUUAUGAAACCAUUUUUUGGUUUCGACUUUGAUCGAAUGAAAAGAAAUUUAAGAAAAAACAAAAAGUAGAAGAAGAAGAAAAAAGAAAAAUACAUACUUAUGGAUGAAGCGUACUGUUUUUUCGUUUUAAAACUCAUCGAACGUUUAAUCUCGAGUAUUUUUAAACGAAGCCUUUCAUUAUGAAAUCGAUCGAUCGCCUUCAUUUACUUUUUCGAUAGAAAAUUACGGGGUACUUUUAUAUAUAUAUAUGUAUAACGGGUUAGUGUGUCGGAAAGCCUUAAAGGGGUCAUGUUUUGAACGCAUCGUUAGUGCCGUUCUGUUCGUCCAGUUUUUAACUUAACAAACAUUUUUGAAAUUCGAAUUAAUCAAACUGUGCAUUACAAAUAACCAUAAAGUUGGAAACAUUUUGAAAGGAUAUGCCGAGUUGUAUAUAAUAAUUCCACCUAACGAUGCAUGAACACAGGAAUAAAGAGAGAGAGAGAGAGACUCUCGUAAACCGAUAUUACGUAAUAAAAAAAAGCAAAAUAAAAUUUAUAACAAAAAGAUGGAAAGGAAAGUGAACACUUACAUGUGUAAUAUAUUACAUAUAUGUAUUGCUCGUACGUUAGGUGGCAAUAGAAAGCUUCCUUUCUAUAUGCUUCCCCUUCCUUCCCAAACCCUUCUGCAUAUCGUUACAUCAGAUAGAUAGACAUAUAAGUCUCCAUAAAGGUAGACGUUUCGACGUUAUCUUCCAUUGUCGGUGGUUAACUGCGAACAUAAGUAUUACUUAUAUACUUAUUUAAUAAUGAUUUUAAAAAAGACAAAUAAAUACUAUACAGUAUACAGGGUGAUUCGAAAACUUACAUA